GCUGAGAAACAAAGGAUCGGUGGUGACUUACAGUGAAACAUGUCUCCAUGCUGUAAUAACUCAGACUAAAUCUCCGAUACCAUGGGAGUGAAUAGUGGAUCGACUCUGUUUGAAGAGAAACAGCUGGAAGCAUCCACAGACAAACGUCAGUGCAGACAGUUGGUUCACUACUUCUCUCUGCUCUGCUUCCUGCUCACCCUCAUCGUUCUGCUCCAGACUCUCUGCUUGGUUCAGAUCACACUGGUGUCUCAGUCCCGGUCAGCCCUGCAGGAAAACAAACUGAGAGAUCUGAGAAUCAGACUGGAGACGCUCAACCAGUCAUAUCAGCUCCUGUUCUCCCAGUAUCCUGCUCUAAACCAGUACUGCCCCAUCAGCAACUCCACCACUGGUGAAAGAGAGUGCAGACCGUGCUUGGAUGGCUGGAUGCCUCAGGGAGAGAAAUGCUUCCUCUUCAGCCAGGACAGAGCUGACUGGAUCAGCAGCCAGUACCACUGCAUGGCACUGGGGGGCGUUAUGGCCAUAAUAAGGACAGAGGAGGAGCAGGAGUUUCUGUGGGAAAAGGCCCAGAGUCUGAGUCAGGGGGACUCUUACUGGCUCGGCCUGAGGAGCAGCAGCGCUGACGGGGGCUGGAGGUGGAGCGAUGGCUCGCUGCUGGAGAACGGACUGCAAUUUUGGGGACGCGAGCCAGAUGAUGUGGGUGAGAGCAGGGUGGAUCUGUGCGGUCGACUCACCCCGAGAGACGCGUACAGCAGGAGCUGGUUCACCUUCAGGUGCUCCAACAAGCUGAGGAGGAUCUGUGCGAGGAGGCGAGCUUCUCUGCAGUGA
This is a messenger RNA of Archocentrus centrarchus (flier cichlid), 825 nucleotides long. RefSeq names its product C-type lectin domain family 6 member A-like. The coding region runs from base 82 to 825 and encodes 247 amino acids. The record is from RefSeq and is a predicted model, not a curated record. Lineage: Eukaryota; Metazoa; Chordata; Actinopteri; Cichliformes; Cichlidae. The transcript has 6 exons.